This is a messenger RNA of Elaeis guineensis (African oil palm), 615 nucleotides long. The record is from RefSeq and is a predicted model, not a curated record. Lineage: Eukaryota; Viridiplantae; Streptophyta; Magnoliopsida; Arecales; Arecaceae.
UGCAAAGAGCUAGUGGAACAGGGCGCUUCUGUUGGAGAAACUCCAGCUUUUGUGAUCAAUAAGUGCAAGUAUACAAUAGCAAUGCUGUCUGAUCCCAGUGCUGCUCUCUCAGUAGUGUUUGACAAAGAUGGUGUGCUCGAGCAAAUUUGCAGUGGAAAAGGUUACAUUGACAUGUCCACAGUUGAUGCUGAUACUUCAUCCAAGAUAAGUGAGGCAAUUACAAAGAAGGGUGGAUAUUUUCUUGAAGCUCCAGUCUCAGGUAGCAAAAAGCCCGCUGAAGAUGGUCAGUUGGUUAUACUUGCUGCUGGUGAAAAGGUAAUGCAGCGAGUCCCUGCCCUCUCUUCUUAUUUCUUUUAGAGAAAUAUGGGGGGAAUGCCACAUGAUACUCAGCUUCAUUGUUGGCGCCUUCACACGGGAGUGGGAGAGGAUGUUUUGUUCUAUACUUUGACAUGAGAUAAAUGCUUCUCAAGGAAGAUGCAGAAGCUAGUGAUGGAGCCCAAAAAGUAAUAACGAUAGGCCAAGUUAGCAUCAAAAUGUCCCUGAAGCUUUCAGGAAAGGCACGUGUAUUUGACUUAUCAGCUUUCGUUUUUGUAUCUCAAGGAGCAAGCAUAUUUG